Molecule: messenger RNA, 297 nt
Organism: Gossypium raimondii (Peruvian cotton)
Lineage: Eukaryota; Viridiplantae; Streptophyta; Magnoliopsida; Malvales; Malvaceae
Product: precursor of CEP5-like
Exons: 1
Coding region: 1-297 (98 amino acids)
Biological process (GO): regulation of root development; nitrate import; regulation of leaf morphogenesis
Cellular component (GO): extracellular region
Molecular function (GO): hormone activity
Source: RefSeq, a predicted model, not a curated record
AUGGCCCAAAACAAUCUUCUCUCUAUUCUUGUUCUCCUUUCGCUUGCUCUCUUCCUGGAAAUUCAGGGAAGGCGUUUGAUUUUGGAGCAGAAUCAGAAGGUGAGAACAUUUAAUAGAAUCCUAGCAAAGGAAAGUAGGAGUAUUGUUGAUCCCAAAAUUUAUGGUGUUAACAAAACCAAGUCUCCACCUUCACCACCAACUGCGGUAAUUGGAGCCUCGUCGCCGAAAAACGACCAAGAUUUCAGGCGCACAUCUCCUGGACACAGUCCUGGUAUCGGCCAUUCCAUUCAAAACUAG